AUUGCGCAAAACUCGAAAAUUUAACCUCUCUUCCUCAUUUAUCAACGCAGAUCGCGUGUGAUUUCUUUCUCACUUUGGCAACUGGAAGCAAAACGAAUCUUAGAAAGCUGAUGGUCUUAAUCCCUCAAGUGUUUCCUUCUUUUGACUAUUGACUAUCUCAUCGGUCCUUCCCAUUUUCUGGUCUAAAAGUCUCGAAGUCCCUCCCUCUCGUUCCACCCUGUCCACCGGAAAAGUCACAGCAGCAACCGGAGUUGCUACCUCCCUUGACUCCACCCUCCUCUUUCGAAUCUCUGACGCCGAAGAGAGGAGAAAACGGGCAAACACGUCGACCACAGUCGACUGUGGCAGCUCCUCCACCCCCUGUCGUGACCCACCACCGUCAAACACCCUGACGCUGCUGCUGCUUAUCCGCCUGUUGCCUCCGUUCCAGCAUCCACCUGCCAUCACCCUCCGCCAAGAAACACCGCCUGCCAACUCGUCUUCCCCCCCUGUGUCGACGAGCAACACCAACCCCCGCUUAUCGCCACCUCCAGUCGCCUCUUCCCCUUUCUCGCUCGCCGGAAGUGAAGCAAACGAAAACAACGGAGGUCGCCGGAGCAAGCACCGCCGCUUGCUGCUGUUGCUGAACAAUCGUCGCCACUACCACCGGUCGCUGUUGCUGCAGCAGCAACAUCAGGUUUAGUGAUGCCCUAGUUCAAUUGAACAAGCUCUUUUUGCUGCUCCAUUUCCUCACCUGAAAGAACGGUGAACAGGGUUGGAGCUUGUGUGAACAAAUUACGAAUUAGAUAGUCAAUAGUUGACAUUCAUGGUGGCGAUGGCUAAUACAAGAAUGAAUUUUUCUCUUAUUGUAUCGAGACAGUCAACUAGAUUUGAAGUAAAAUUCAACCGAUUGUUGCAAGCUAUUACCAGAAUGAAGGCUUAUUCGUGUGCCCUUGAUAUGUUUAAACAAAUGACUGUGAGAGGUAAAGCGAAGGAUGGUCUUGGUGUGCUGUGUAUUGGGUUGAAACUUGGCGUCGUACCCGAUCGAUUCACUUUUAGCACUCUCUUGGACGGAUUCAUUAAAGCAAAUAGAGUUGGUGAGGCAGAAUUAUUCUUUAGAAACCCAUCAAAGAAGAGGUAUGUCAAACAAAUGCAGCCAUGUACAAAACUAACUAUGAUAAAAGGAUUAUGUAAGGUUAGCCAAAAUAGUAUUGCAAUUGGUUUGCUUGGACUGAUGGAGGAGGAGGCUGUAGACCUAAUGCUAUAA
Molecule: messenger RNA, 1246 nt
Organism: Lactuca saligna
Lineage: Eukaryota; Viridiplantae; Streptophyta; Magnoliopsida; Asterales; Asteraceae
Source: the annotation of a GenBank genome assembly